Symbiodinium pilosum is the source of this 338-nucleotide messenger RNA. The record is from the annotation of a GenBank genome assembly. Lineage: Eukaryota; Dinophyceae; Suessiales; Symbiodiniaceae.
AUGCACGUGGACCGCCAGGAGACGCACGUGAUCUCGGCUAUCCUUGAGGUGCAGCAUCUUCUUAUGAAGGACCAAGAUCCAAAGACAUCCUGGCCGUUGCGGAUCUUCGAUCACUCUAGCAGUGAGCACCUUAUCCCGAACAAGCCGGGCCAGAUGAUCCUCUACGAGUCUUCCACCUGCCCCCACGGACGACCAGAUCCUUUCCUUGGACGUGAGAUGGCAAACGUGUUCGUUCACUUCAAGCCCCGCGGCUGGCCCAAAGUGGACGGCCUGCGGAUGCGGUCAAGUGAGGAAUGUGCCAGCGCGCUGAACGGCGACAGAGCAUCUUGCACGACCUA